Molecule: messenger RNA, 1635 nt
Organism: Rhizopus microsporus ATCC 52813
Lineage: Eukaryota; Fungi; Mucoromycota; Mucoromycetes; Mucorales; Rhizopodaceae
Product: cytochrome P450
Exons: 6
Coding region: 52-1635 (527 amino acids)
Molecular function (GO): oxidoreductase activity, acting on paired donors, with incorporation or reduction of molecular oxygen; heme binding; iron ion binding
Source: RefSeq, a predicted model, not a curated record
CCCAUUUUACGUUUCUACUUUUAUUUUAUACGUAUACAUCUUUCUUUGAAAAUGGCAUUGACUGAAAUUGCAAUUGAAACAUAUCAUCGUGCUUUGGAUAAACUUGUACCAAUUCUUCAAAAGAGAUCAAAACACUCUUACAUUGGCGUAGCAGUUGUCUUGGUUGUGCUUGAACGCAUCUACUCAUUCUUUCGAGUACCAAAGAGCAUUCGUCAUAUUCCUGCUGUUUCUUAUUUUGCUAUGGCCAAAUCAUUGUUAACUGCUGAAGCUCCAUCAUCUAGAUAUAAACGUAUCGUUUUGCCUGUAGUCAAGAAGGGCAAUGGAUUAUAUGUGAGUAAGUUGCCUUUGGAAUGGACUGUACACGUUGCUACCCCAAUGUCUGCCAAACAUGUACUUCUUAAGUCAGAAAUAUACCCUAAAUCAGAAAGCUUCCUCAAGCUACUUGGCCCACAGAGCCCCGCUGUUUUGUUUUUGGGAGCUAGUAAUGUUGGAUUUGUGAACGGGCAUAUAUGGAAAAAUCAACGAAAGAUUAUGAAUCCUGCCUUCCAUCGCUCAAUGCCUAUUCAAACCAUGGCCAGUGUCAUGCCUGAUUUUUUCUCGGCUAUUGAUAAACACGGAACCGACGGAACACCUAUCUCCGCGGUAAUGAGAGAUUUUACCCUUGAUGUCCUUGGUCACACUGCAUUUGGAUUUGACUUUAAGGCCUUAAAGGGCGACCCUGAUCAUUGGACCAGAACCUAUCAUAUCAUCAACAAUGCUCUAUUCAAUCCUACAGCAAACAUGCUUACAUCAUUAAACCCCAUCUUGUCGAUUAUUUCUCCCGAAAGAAGAAGAAUCCUUGAAGCAAUCAAAAAGCUGAAUGGCAUGUUGGAAGCCAUGAUUAAGCAAAAGCGCCAAGAAGUACAGAAUAACGCACAAGCCAAUAUUCCUGAAAAUGAAAAGGAUUUGCUUACUUUGAUGCUGGAAGCUCAACAGAGAGGAGAAGGAUUAGCCACUGACGAAGAACUCAAACACAAUGUCUCUGGAUUUUUCCUGGCAGGACAUGACACUACUUCUGAAACUCUUUCUUUCUACUUUUACAAUAUUGCAAAGAAUAAGGAUGCUCAACGUAAGCUAAGAGAAGAGCUUAGCACGAUCCUGGGCGAUAAACCAGUUGAUGUUAUUCCAACCCUCGAGCAGUUGAAGUCCAUGGAGUAUUUGAAUUGCACUAUCAAGGAGAAUUUGCGUCUCAAUGGUCCUGCUGACAAUAUCCUCCCAAGAAUAGCGACUGAAGAUAUGGUUGUCGAUGGUACUCCCAUUCCAAAGGGAACAGUUGUCAAUGUUGAUAUUCAUGCUAUUCAUCAUGAUACACGCUACUGGCAGGAUCCAUACAAGUUUGUUCCCGAGCGAUUUCUUCCAGGUGGUGAGCACGAGUCUCACUCGGGUAUGACAUGGUUGCCCUUUGGAAACGGAGCUCGUCAAUGUCUUGGUAUGAAUUUCAGUUUGGCUGAACAGAGACUUGUGAUUGCCAUGACAGUUCGAAAAUACGAUAUCGAAAUUCCCAAGGAUUCGAUUCAUUAUGAUCAUCCUAUUUUAGAAUCCUCAAGCACAAAGGCCCCUGCAUCGCUCAAGCUAGUCUUUAGAAAGCGUUACUAA